Hibiscus syriacus is the source of this 1437-nucleotide messenger RNA. Its product is annotated as fasciclin-like arabinogalactan protein 1. Gene Ontology annotation, biological process: root development; shoot system development. The coding region runs from base 166 to 1401 and encodes 411 amino acids. NCBI's taxonomy places the organism in Eukaryota, Viridiplantae, Streptophyta, Magnoliopsida, Malvales, Malvaceae. Gene Ontology annotation, cellular component: plasma membrane. The transcript is spliced from 5 exons. The record is from RefSeq and is a predicted model, not a curated record.
UGUACUUCCAAAGCCAAAAACCAGUAGCAGAGUGGCUCACUUUGUAAUUUAAUCAUAUUUGAAGCCCUUCUUCCCCUCAAAGUUCUCGCCUUUCAACCCUACAAAAACUCACUUUCCUUCUUCAGUUCUUCAAACCAUUGAGAAAAGAAAAAAGAAAACAACACAAUGCAGCAAAGACAGCAGCUUUUUCUCAUUUUAUCACUGUUUCUCGUCUUCCAAACAUCAAAUGGCCAUAACAUCACGCGUUUACUCGCAAAGCACCCGUCUUUAUCAACAUUCAACCACUACCUCACUCUCACGCACUUGGCUCAAGAGAUCAACCGCCGCACCACGAUCACCGUCCUCGCCAUCGACAACGCCGCCAUGUCAUCUCUCUUAUCCAAGAACCCUUCCAUCUACACCAUGAAAAACAUACUUUCCCUCCACGUACUCCUCGAUUACUUCGGUGCCAAGAAACUUCACCAGAUAACCAAUGGCUCCGCACUGGCCGCCACCAUGUUCCAAGCCACAGGGGUGGCUCCUGGGGUCUCUGGGUUUGUUAAUAUAACCGAUUUCAAAGGCGGGAAAGUUGGUUUCGGAGCUGAAGAUAAUGGCGGUAGUUUGGAUUCUUUCUUCAUUAAAUCUGUUGAGGAACUUCCUUAUAAUAUAUCUGUAAUUCAGAUCAGCAAGCCUUUGCCUUCAGCUGUCGCUGAAGCUCCUACACCGGGGCCUAGUGAGCUGAAUAUUACAGGGAUAAUGUCGGCACAUGGAUGUAAAGUGUUUGCUGAUACACUUUUGGCGAAUCCUGGAGCCAUGGGAACAUAUGAGGAUAAUGUUAAUGGAGGAUUGGCUGUGUUCUGCCCUCUGGAUGAUGCAUUCAAAGCCUUUCUACCAAAGUUCAAGAACUUGACGGCCUCAGGGAAAGAAUCAUUCCUCGAGUUCUUCGGUGUGCCGGUGUACCAAUCUCUAUCCAUGUUGAAAUCCAACAAUGGGCUGAUGAACACCUUAGCCACCGACGGAGCCAGCAAGUUCGAUUUCACCGUACAAAACGACGGUGAAGAGGUGACGCUCAAGACCAAGAUCAACACCGUUAAAAUAACCGGGACUUUACUCGACGAACAGCCGGUUGCGAUUUAUACGAUCGACAAGGUCUUGAUGCCUAGAGAGUUGUUCAAGGCAGCAGCCCCUACUCCUGCACCAGCCCCAGCCCCAGCCCUAGCCCCGGAGGAGGCAGCUGAUGCGCCAAAAGCAUCGAAAUCCAAGUCCAAGUCGGCCCCGGGACCUGCAUCAGAUUCGCCAGCGGAUUCACCGGACGGUGAUCCAGCUGAUCAGGCAGCUGAUGAAAGUGCAGCUGCGAGUUUUAAAGGUGGAAGGUUUGUUGCUGUUGGAUUGAGCUUCAUGCUAAUGCUUUGGUUGCUUUAAGAUUUUUAGCCAUAUAAAUCUUUUUUCGAUUUUCUU